Molecule: messenger RNA, 970 nt
Organism: Macadamia integrifolia
Lineage: Eukaryota; Viridiplantae; Streptophyta; Magnoliopsida; Proteales; Proteaceae
Product: calmodulin-7
Exons: 2
Coding region: 202-651 (149 amino acids)
Molecular function (GO): enzyme regulator activity; calcium ion binding
Source: RefSeq, a predicted model, not a curated record
AGAGAUUAGAUGCCCUUAAAGCCCUUCCGUUCGUACCAAAACCUAAUUCUCCGGAGAAGACACAGGCGAACGAACGGUUUCCAUCUACUCUUGGCACCGAUUUCUCGAUCUCUCUCUCCCUUCCCCGCCUCUCUAUUCUCUAAUCUGUUCCUCUCUUUCCCCUCAUUGUGAGAAUCGAUUUCUGAAAGAAAAGCAGAAGUGAUGGCGGAUCAGCUCACUGACGAUCAAAUCUCCGAGUUCAAGGAGGCUUUCAGCUUGUUCGACAAGGAUGGAGACGGUUGCAUCACAACUAAGGAGCUGGGAACUGUAAUGAGAUCACUGGGACAGAACCCAACAGAAGCUGAGCUCCAGGACAUGAUAAAUGAGGUGGAUGCGGAUGGGAAUGGGACCAUCGACUUCCCAGAGUUCCUCAACCUUAUGGCCCGGAAGAUGAAGGACACCGACUCUGAGGAGGAGCUCAAGGAGGCCUUCAGGGUAUUCGACAAGGAUCAGAAUGGUUUCAUCUCUGCAGCUGAGCUGCGCCAUGUCAUGACCAACCUUGGUGAGAAGCUCACAGAUGAAGAGGUUGAUGAGAUGAUCCGUGAGGCAGAUGUUGAUGGUGAUGGUCAGAUCAACUACGAGGAGUUUGUGAAGGUCAUGAUGGCAAAGUGAGGAUUGCACGCACCAAAACGCAAAAGAAAGAAGAGAAGAAAAAGACUGAAAAAAGGGAACAGGGUAGAUAAGUAUAAUGAUGUUUCUAUUUUCAUAUAGGAAUUAAUUUGAUAGUUCUUAAAGAAGAGUAUUAAGGGGAAGUAGUGUCAUUGAUGCUUGGUACCCUUGCCCUUUUUAUGUUGGUUGUGUAAUUCUGUUAUUUUCUCUACUUUUUUCUCUCUCUUAGUUUGGAUUCUUAAUUUUUUGUUUAUUUUUUUUUUUCCUGUAUCCUCUACUUAAUUGUGAAGUUGGAACGGUUGGGAUUUGCUCGUGUUUUCUA